AUGGCAUUAGUAAUGGUGUUCUUGGUUGAGAAAAAUGAGAAAAUGACGGUGUUGAAGGCUUGGGGUAAUUAUGGGAGUGGUUUCGCUGAGUUUGGUUCUUUUUUUAACGAUGAUUGUCGUAGUGUGAAUGAAGUGAAAAAUAAUGUUUGCAAGUGGUCUUGGGUGGGCAAGGGCUGUUUGUGUGCUGUGGAGGACCAGGGGAAAUGCUGGGCGUGUUGGGCUUUUGUCGCGGCGGAAGCCAUCACGGCUUUAUACCACAUUAAGUUGAAAGAGAAGAAACCUCUGUCAAAGCAGCAAGUUAUCAAUUGCCUCUUUUCUAAAACCAAGGAGCCGAAAAACCUUAAAUACUGCGAGAAAACAAGAUGCUUUUGUAGUCAUUACAACAAAUACUACAAAUAUGCAAUGGAGGAAGGUAUCUACUCUGAUAGGGUGUGUCCCUAUUUUGCCAAAAGGAAAAAGUGCCGUUGCGAUAAGAUAAAAACUGAGGAAAAAACUAAAAUCACGGGGUUUGAUAAGGUUGAGAAUCUCAACUUGGACAAAGAAGGGAUUGAAAAAUUAAUUGAGGAGCAACCCUUAAGUGGCUGUAUGGACUAUGUGGAGAGCUUUAGGCGCCAUAAGGGAAAGGAAAUUUACACGGGUCAAGCUGAAUGUGACAUCAACCCUGAAACCUUACUUAGAGGUGCAAGUGAGCCAACUGAAGGGCGUCACGCUGUGUUGGUUGUGGGCUAUGGUGUUGAAAAUGGGAUUGAGUAUUACCUCAUAAAGAACAGUUGGGGCGUAAAUUGGGGUUACGGGGGGUAUGCUCGGGUUGAGAGGAGCCUUGUUAUGGGCUUGUCUUUCCCGAAGCUUGAUUAG
Messenger RNA from Lycium ferocissimum, 855 nucleotides. RefSeq names its product cysteine proteinase COT44-like. The record is from RefSeq and is a predicted model, not a curated record. NCBI's taxonomy places the organism in Eukaryota, Viridiplantae, Streptophyta, Magnoliopsida, Solanales, Solanaceae. Gene Ontology annotation, molecular function: cysteine-type endopeptidase activity. The transcript has 6 exons. Gene Ontology annotation, cellular component: lysosome. The coding region runs from base 1 to 855 and encodes 284 amino acids.